Myzus persicae (green peach aphid) is the source of this 3715-nucleotide messenger RNA. RefSeq lists its product as uncharacterized. The coding region runs from base 83 to 3640 and encodes 1185 amino acids. Lineage: Eukaryota; Metazoa; Arthropoda; Insecta; Hemiptera; Aphididae. The transcript is spliced from 26 exons. The record is from RefSeq and is a predicted model, not a curated record.
GACUAUAAAUAAUGGGUCCCAACACACCUAGAAUCAACUUUCAGUUCGUCUUGUUGGGAACCGGUCAAAGACAACUAACAGGAUGAGGGCUGUACUGAUUCUUUCCGUUAUUAUUGCUGCUGCUGUGGCAUGCCCAGUAAAAAACAAUGAUUGCUCUAUCAGUUUGCCUAAAAUAUGUCCUUCUGAAUGGAAAAUUAAGACAUUUGAAUCCCAAUGCGCAACAUUAGCAUUCCAAGGAACAUGGAACGUACAAAUGACAACACCAAUAUACAUAGAUGACCAAAACCCAUUAAAAACCGGGCUGUUUUGCAACAGUUAUCCCUGUACUCACAAUCAAUUGAUAUUCAAGGAUACCACACCAUGUGAUGAUACAGAUUAUAACAUUGAAUACGAAAUGAUUGAUUCAUCAUACAAUCUCUACACACAGAAUACAGAAAUCCAAAAGGCGUUAUUAUGCCCAGCAUAUGGCAAAUCUAGCCCAUAUGCAAUCUUUAACGUCGGCUGUGAAAGAUAUUAUAAAAACCCAAUUGUUGAACAACAUCCAUUCUUUGACGAUAAAUUAUUCAGACACAAGAUCGGCAAGGAUAACUGUGAAAGAGAAUACACAGUCGCUGUCAUCGGUGCUGAUGACUGCUGGAAAGAAUAUAUGGUAUUAGCUGUUAUGAACCAGUAUAAAAACUUCUUUGGUGGAAAUAAGUAUAUCAUCUGGGUAGUAACAAGAGAAGUUAACCCUGAUUGGAGUACUUAUAAGAAAGCUUAUGAUGACAUUAAGGCAAGUGGUCUGUCCCCUAACUAUUUGGUAAGUGUUGAUCAUUCGAUAGUACCAACUUCAGUACCUUCACUGGGGGUACCUUCACUGACGGCACCUUCAUUGACGGCACCUUCACUGACGGCACCUUCACUAACGGCACCUUCACUGACGGUACCUUCAUUGUCACCAAUUACAACUGGUGAUAUCAAUGACGUGGUGGGACAAACUUCCGUAUCUUCAACGUCAUCAUCAACGAAAUCAAUCGUUAGUGACGGCAGUAGUUUUUCUUCAACUUCAACAUCUAGUUCAACAACAACAACAACUACGGAAUCGACUGUGAUAAUUGAGAAGAGCACAGAGUUCACUAGCCUGUAUCAAGUCGCGCCAUGUGAUUUGUACAACACAUACAAGGGCAUCCAAAUCUUAAAGGGCCUGGAUAAUAUAACAAUUAGAAAAGCUUUGUCUGGAAGAUAUUUCAUGCAAAAUGCUGUGCCAUGUUCGUUCUACGAUUACCUUGAUGCAAAACCCGGUUUUUUAAAUACGGCGUUCCCUUCUUGUUCAAUGGAAAUAAAUUUUGAUGAUGUAUCAAUGGAAAAAUGGAAUUUCAAUACUCGUUAUAUGGUGUUGGAGCGUGGUUACAAUAUGAUAACUUCUAAAGUGCAACAGACGAGAAGCUAUAUUUCAUCAUUUUAUGAUGAAGACAAUCCAUUUGGUUUCUCCGUUUUUGCACUCUAUACUGAAGGAUAUUAUGAUAAACCUGUUGUGGAAAAAAAUUGCCUAUCAAUUGAUGGAAUGAUUUGCGAACAGCCAUCAGAUAUAUACAAUACCCAAAUCGUAGCAAGUAUUAUAGGGUACAAAGAAGAUGAUUACUUAAUAUUCUGCGUUGCAAACCAGUACGAUAACCCGUUGAUAACAAAUAAGGAAGUACCUCUGGUCUAUUCUUACACCAGAGAUAGAAUUCCAAGUCUAACUACUAUGAAUAGUAUCACCCAAGAAAUCUUGCGUUGUGGAAUUAACCCAAAUUACAUGAUCAAAAUUGAUCAUUCGAAAACAAUUGAUGAUUUAUAUACAUUUGAUGAAUCGUAUUUUAAAUCAACAAUUACCAGUACUUCUAUGACUAAAAGUAUGGUUUCUACACGUGGAAUCAGCAUUGGAAAUGAUUCCCCUAUAACUGAACUACCUUCAAUAUGUCCAAAGGACUGGGACGUUAAAACUUUUGACAGUCAAUACGCUACUAUUGCAUUCCAAGGAACAUGGAAUCUACAAAUGGCUACACCAACAUACAUAAAUGGAAAUAAUCCAUUAAAAACCGGACUCUUCUGCAACAGUUAUCCUUGCACCAAUAAUCAACUGAUAUUCAAGGAUACCACACCAUGUGAUGAUACCGAUUAUAACACUGAAUACGAAAUGAUUGAUUCAUCAUACAAUAUCUAUACCCAGUGUACAGAAACCCAAAAAGCAUUAUUAUGCCCAGCAUAUGGCUGUUCUAGCCCAUAUGCAAUCUUUAACGUCGGUUCUGAAAAAUAUUAUGAUACCGCAAUUACUGAAAAAUAUCCAUUUAUUGACAAGAAGUUAUUCAGGCAUAAGAUCGGCAAGGGUACCUGUCAGAGAGAAUACACAAUCGCUGUCAUCGGUGCUGAUGACUGCUGGGAAGAGUAUAUGACGAUAGUUGUUAUCAACCAGUAUGAAAACUUCUUUAGCGGAAAUAAGUAUAUCAUCUGGGUAGUAACAAGAGAUGAAAACCCUGAUUGGAGUACUUAUAAGAAAGUAUACGAAGAUAUUGAGAGAAGUGGUCUGUCCCCUUACUAUUUGGUAAGUGUUGAUCAUUCGAUAGUACCAACUUCAGUACCUUCACUGGGGGUACCUUCACUGACGGUACCUUCAUUGUCACCAAUUACAACUGGUGAUAUCAAUGACGUGGUGGAACAUACUUCCGUAUCUUCAACGUCAUCAUCAACGAAAUCAAUCGUUAGUGACUGCAGUAGUUCUUCUUCAACUUCAAAAUCUAGUUCAACAACAACAACUAUGAAAUCGACUGUGAUAAUUGAGAAGAGCACAGAGUUCACUAGCUUGUAUCAAUACGCACCAUGUGAUUUAUACCAGGGUAUCCAAAUCUUAAAUGGCCUGGAUAAUAUAUCAAUUAGAAAGGCUUUCUCUGGAGUUUAUUUCAUGCAAGAAGCUACACCUUGUUCAUAUUACGGCAGCAAGUAUUCGAGGGUCGGUUUCAUGAAUACGGCGUUCCCUGCAUGUUCAUUACAACUGUGUUUUGAUACUGUAUCAAUGGAAAAAUGGAAUCCCAAAAUUCCUCACAUGGUGAUGGAUCGUGGUUACAAUAUGAUAACUUCCGAAUUACAAGAGACGAGAAGUUAUAUCUCAUCAUGUUAUCCUGAAGACCAUCCACUUAGUACAUCCGUUUUUGCAUUCUAUACUGAAGGAUAUUAUGAUAAACCUCUUGUGGAAAAAGAUUGUCUACCAGUUGAUGGAAUGAUUUGUAAACCGCCAUCAGAUAUAUACAAUACCCAAAUCAUAGCAAGUAUUAUCGGGUACAAAGAAGACGAUUACUUAAUAUUCUGCGUUGCAAACGAUUUCAACAACCCGUUCUUUAGUACAGAAAAAGUAUACCAAGUCUAUGCUUAUACGAGGGACAGAAUUCCAAGCCUGGAUACUAUGAAAUCUAUUACUCAAUCAUUAUUGUACAGUGGUUACAAUCCAAAUCACAUGAUCAAAAUAGAUCAAUCUAAAACUAUAGAUGGAGAUUACGUAUUUGAUACCUCAUAUUUCGAAUCGCACACUUCAUGUUGGAGCAGUAGUAGCAGUAGUAGUAGCCAUUCAAGUAGUUCAUCUACUCAUUCAUCUUCGAGUUCGUCUAUUAGCAUUACGUGUGAUUAAUUCAUUUAAAACAAUAUUAUAUAAAAUGUCAUUACAGUCAAUUUAAUAAAUAAAUACAAAUAUCAUGCAUUAUUA